Molecule: messenger RNA, 1011 nt
Organism: Aspergillus brunneoviolaceus CBS 621.78
Lineage: Eukaryota; Fungi; Ascomycota; Eurotiomycetes; Eurotiales; Aspergillaceae
Exons: 2
Coding region: 172-852 (226 amino acids)
Source: RefSeq, a predicted model, not a curated record
CGUUACUAAAGAGCCAGGUUCCCAAUGUCUUGCUCUUUGAACGCAUACAUCUUUCUCUGGAAACCUAUUCUACAUUGGACAUUCACUGGCAAUAUCCGCAAACUCUUUGAUGGCAGAUCCUGACCCUGAUGAAUGAAAUCUUGGGUUUCCCUUCCGAGAAGAUCGGAUUGAAUGUUGGAUUCUUGCUUGAGAAAUUCAACCUCAACUGACACCUCUUCAACUCUCACCCAUACAUCAAACUCAGUCCUCCCAGGUAAGAACGGAACCAUGUCUGCGCCGGAGUGCCCGAAGCUCAUUUACCCAGCAGCAGAAGCGGACGAGGACCUUCUGCAGCACUUCGACGUCAAGGUCGGCAAAGAUGGGACCAAACUCCUCCAGUUUCACCUUUGCAAGCGGCUCAUGCGCAAUGUCACCUUCUCGCUGAAAUGGCAUCUCCAACACGUGUGCGAGAGAAUAAGAGAGAAAGACGAAACCAGAUCAAUGUGCUCCGCCGCGAAAAUCACGCCCCGCUUCCACUACGACGACGAAGGUCUGGUUACUCAUAUCAAACACACCCGAAUCGUAUGCCGCCACUGCCACGAAGCUGUGACCGACUGCGCGCGAGCAAUGAGGGCCCAUGUGCAGACAUGUCUUCAGGGCAGGACUCAGCCGGUAGAAGAAAACGCCUUCGCCGCCGAACUGCGACGAGACUAUUUCGAAAUCUCCUCGGGGAGGGCGGCGGCGGCGAAGGACGGCCCGUCAAUCGGAAAGCGACUUGUCGCCACUGCCAGGCUGUCAUGCAGGACCGCCAGCAAACGAUGGUCAGGCAUCUGGUUGGUUCUUGUCGUGCAACAGGUGCAUACGGGCGGGUAGAGGGUAGACCUGAUACUUUGGCGGGGAGUGGCGCCACGUGAAAAUCGGCUCUACUGCCCCUGGAAGAUGGGAGGAUUAUAAGAUCUCUGGGUCUUCCAAUAUCUAGUACGUCUGGUUGUUCUCGAAAUGCCCGGACAUAUCCACCAUAGCGGUAAUUGA